Arctia plantaginis is the source of this 1500-nucleotide messenger RNA. The record is from the annotation of a GenBank genome assembly. NCBI's taxonomy places the organism in Eukaryota, Metazoa, Arthropoda, Insecta, Lepidoptera, Erebidae.
AUGUUUUGUUGCUGUUUGUUUGCUGACAGAAAGGCAAAAGUCAAUAGUGUGCUGCUAAAUGGGAUUAAUAGAAACAUUUUAAAGUUAUUUAAAUAUCUUAGUUUCUUCAAAAUGUCUAAAUUACCGGAAACAGCGCCAACGGCUGAGCGACCCGUAUACCCUGCAUCGGCCGAACUCGAGCGAGGUCUAGACUUAGUAGGUCUUGGAUGGUAUAACUUGAGGUAUUGCAUGACAUUGUUGCUGGUUCUCUUGUCAUCUGUCAUGGAAACAGUUGGGACAACGAUUUUAUUGCCAGCUGCCAAAUGCGAUUUAAAUAUAUCUGACAAACAACGAGGGCUUGUUUUCUCCAUUCCAUAUAUAGGUAUCUUUUUGACGUCUUACUUCUAUGGCUACCUGGUAGACACCCAAGGACGUAGAAAGAUGCUUAUUUAUACUUCAUUGCUAACGGGAUGCACCAAUAUUCUAGCGGCAUUUAUGCCAAAUUUAUUAACAUUUUCCAUCUGUAAAUUCUUGACAUCACUUUGUAUAUCAGUACCAUUUGCAAUACCUUUCACAUUCAUCGGAGAGAUUGUUCCGGCCCGAUACAGAGAUAUGUUAUUGUCCCUUGUUAACGCGUUGCAGACAGCAGGAGCAAUAUUAGCUUCCUUAAUAGCAUGGGCCAUAAUACCUUUGGACUUUCGGAUAGACGUUGAAAGCCCGAAAUUUUUACUCUCACAAGGAAAACCAGAGGCUGCUCUUAAAGUGUUGCAGAUAAUGUAUGCUGCCAAUAAACGUAAACAGCCUGAAGAUUUUCCUAUGAAAAGUCUUCCUACUCCCCCAACACUUAAAUAUAAAAGUGUAUUUGCAUCAAUGAAGGGACACACCAUGACUUUGAUGAAAUGGCAAUAUUUCAAAUAUUUGCUACUUAAUGGAUCAUUAUUAUUCGGUAUUUUUUUCGUAUUAAAUGGUAUUAAUAUGUGGGUUUUUGAAGUUCUAAAUAGAAUUUUAUCUAACGAUAGUAACGAUAAAAUUGUCUGUGAAGUGAUAAUGGCCCAUCCACAGCACAACGAUGAAGGUUUAUGCGAUGACUCGAUAGACAUAGCAGCGUUCAAGAUAAAUACGAUGGCACAACUAUUCUGCUCAGUGAUAGGCUUGGGAAUUAGUUUAGCAGUCACUUUGAUAGGCAAAAAAUUACUGUUGCUCACUUGUUUUUACCUGAUAGGAGCAUUCUCUAUAGUGCUCAAUCAUGUAACAUGCGAUGUGUUGACUGCUGCGCUUAUAUCGCUGUUCCCUUUAUUAGCUUUAGCCAUUGGACCUGUAAAUGCAUAUGCACUUCAAAUAUUUCCAACCCACAUAAGAGGCAUGGCAGUAUGUGUGUGUAUGAUGGUCGGUCGAUUGGGUUCUAUAAGCGGUUCCGCUUUAACCGGAUGCCUAAUCAACGUCGUCUGUACUACCAUGUUUUAUGGGAAUUCACUGCUACUAAUAGCUUGUGGUUCGCUUACAUUUUUCCAUAAAAAAUAA